Molecule: messenger RNA, 2159 nt
Organism: Oryctolagus cuniculus (rabbit)
Lineage: Eukaryota; Metazoa; Chordata; Mammalia; Lagomorpha; Leporidae
Gene: PTS
Product: 6-pyruvoyltetrahydropterin synthase
Biological process (GO): tetrahydrobiopterin biosynthetic process
Cellular component (GO): mitochondrion
Molecular function (GO): 6-pyruvoyltetrahydropterin synthase activity
Source: RefSeq, a predicted model, not a curated record
GGGCGGAGAACUCCCCAGGCCGGGAUUGGCUGCAGCCCAAACCGGGGCGCGCUUCCGGGGACAGCACGAGCCCGCACUGCGCAGCCGCAGAGGGAAGCGGCGCCGGCUGAGGGCGUGGGCCUGGAAGACCAUGAGCACGGCGGGCUCGGGCGGUCGCCGCUGGGCGCGGGUGUCCCGCUUGGUCUCCUUCAGCGCGAGCCACCGGCUGCACAGCAACUCUCUGAGUAAUGAAGAAAACUUGAAACUGUUUGGGAAAUGCAACAAUCCCAACGGCCAUGGACACAAUUACAAAGUUGUGGUGACAGUACAUGGAGAGAUUGAUCCCGUUACGGGAAUGGUUAUGAAUCUGACUGAACUCAAGAAAUACAUGGAGGAGGCGAUUCUGAAGCCCCUGGACCAUAAGAAUCUGGACCUGGAUGUGCCGUACUUCACAGGUGUUGUGAGCACAACAGAAAAUGUAGCUGUUUAUAUCUGGGAAAACCUCCAGAAACUUCUUCCCGUGGGAGUUCUUUAUAAAGUGAAAGUGUACGAAACUGACAAUAACAUUGUUGUCUAUAAAGGAGAAUAGCUCUGAGGGAGUAGCUCUGUAGAAAGAUGAAUUUCUUUCCGUAUUUGAACAAGACCGUAAUCCCUUGGAAUAUUAAGCAGUUGCCACAUAAUUGUUGCACUUCCAGACAGUGUCCUGGGGUUCCUGAUUUGUUGAAAUCCUUGUUAGAGCUGUUUUAAAACCAAACUUGUAGUGUAUCCUAAAUAUAACCUAAUAAGUCCUUUAUCUGUAAAUUAAAAAUCACUUCAUUUUUAGAAAAAUAUUUAAGGUGGAAUUAUUAGAAAGUAAAAGGAAUCUAUUUCUGUUGUUUUUUCCAUUAUCUCAUUUUUAGUAUCAUCUUUUCUUGGUAUCAUAGAAAUGAUAAAAAUGUUAUAAGAUUCACCUAACAGCAGGUGAAUCCUAUAAAAUAUAAAAUUCUGGGGCUGGCAUUGUGGUGGUGCAGGUUAAGCCUCUGUCUUCUGCGAUACCGGCAUCCUGUAUGAGCAGUGGUUCUAGUCCCAGCUGCUCCACUUCUGACCCUGCUACCUGCUAAUGGCCUGGGAAAAGCAGUGGAAGAUGGCCCAAGUGCUUGGGCCCCUGUACCUAUAUGGGAGACCCAAGGAAAGCUCUGGGCUCCUGACUUUGGCCUGGCCCUACCCCUGGCCGUUACAACCAUUUAGGGAGUGAACCAGUGGAUGGAAAAUCUAUUUCUCUCUGUCUCUCUUCCUCUCUCUGUAACUCAGCCUUUCAAAUAAAUAAAAAACAAAUCUUGAAAAAAAAAUACACAGAUGACCACACAAGUCUGGAGACAGUCUAUAGACUUUAUUUUUUAAUAAACACUGUUUAUUUUAGGCUUUUAUUUAUUUAUUUUAUGUACUGGAAAGGCAGAGCAACCUAGAGAGAGAGAGAGAGAGAGAGUGUGACCAAGUGCAUCUGGUGGUUCACUCCCAAGUGCUUGCAAUGCCUGGGGCUGGGCCACACCAAAGCCAGGAGUCAGGCACUCCAUCCAGGUUUCCCAUGUGAGUGGCAUGGACCUAAGUACUUGAGAGGUUCCCUGCUGCCUCCCAGAAUAUGCAUUAGCAGAAAGCCGAAUUGGAAGCAGAGAGGGACUCGAAUCCUGUCACUCUGAUAAGAGAUGUGAGUAUCCCAAGCAGUGGCUCUAUGGCUGCUGUGUCACAAUGCCCAACCCAAAAUAUUUAAUAGAUUUCAUUCCCUUGAUUGGGCCUUCUAGAGUGUGCAAAAGGCACACGUUCAUUCAGUGAAAAUUAGGCACAGACGUCAUCUGAGCCCGUGCGUUGCAGAUAGGUGGACAAAGAUGGUUGGAGAUGCUGCUUUAGUGCCCAUAGUUCAUUGCAGUUUGCACAACUUGCUGAGCUAUGAUUUCUGGUGGGGAAAACACAUUGAACUCAUCAUGGAAUAUCGGUAAACUACUUGUAUACAUUUGUCUAGAUUUCCAGACCUUAGGGCUACUUGAAUGAUUUUAGUUCAGAAGAACGCAGAGUCAUCACGUAUUUUGUGCUUGUUAAAGUAGUGAAAAUGAAAUAGAUCUACCACUGUAAAGCAUUUCUUAUGUACAGUUUUUCCUAAUUGAUUCAUUUUGUUCCUGAUUAUUAAACUUACCUGUAUGAGCUGA